Messenger RNA from Nothobranchius furzeri (turquoise killifish), 4017 nucleotides. RefSeq lists its product as uncharacterized. Lineage: Eukaryota; Metazoa; Chordata; Actinopteri; Cyprinodontiformes; Nothobranchiidae. The record is from RefSeq and is a predicted model, not a curated record.
GGCGCUGUUCAGCCAUUUUCUUUGCGAUUUUUUUGGGACCUUUAAAAUAUCAAAUUUUUCACCAGGCCUGACAAGUUUUCAAAAUAUUGUGAGUUUUGGGGUAUGUUAAGGUCCCCAAAAAGCCAUUCAUUUCGCGCACGGAAUAAUAAAUAAAGAAUAAUAAUAAUCGGAGCAAAAACAAGAGGCCUUCGCAGCGCUUUCGCUGCUCGGGCCUAAAAAUCUCUGCCUCUGCCAGCUGCAGUAAAUGUAGUCUCCAAAUUAUAAAUAUGAGGUGCACUCAUCUGUGUAUCUCCUUUGAUCCGCAUUAGUGAUAUUCUCAGCACCAGAACAGCAAAGCAAAGAAACAGAUUCCUGAGUUUGUUAGUGGUUUUAUUUAUUAGGUGCAUCUGACCUGUUCUAUUUUUCUCUGAAAUGAGAUCAAAUCAGUUCUUCUAUGGGUUGUCUCCUCUCUGCACUGGAAAAUUUUACUUUAUUUAGAGACGUGUCAUAAGGUCUAUAGCGCUUGGGUCAUAAACUAUGAGCUAAAAGUAUAUUGGUCUUUUUUAUACUGGGAAUUAGGAGUUAUUUUAGUGAUCAUCUUGUUUCUUAUUUAUUUUUGUCCUGAUUGUGCCCUGAGCAAUUUUAUGACCGAAUAAAAACAAAUAAAAUCAACAUUAAUUGAAAAAUUGUCUUAAAUAAUCGAGAUCUCAAUUUCAGUCACAAUAAUCGUGAUUAUUAUUUUUGCCAUAAUCGAGCAGCCCUAGUUUUGAGGCUUUUAACCCCUGAAAUGCCAGUUGGAAUACUCAAAGUCACUGAUGUAAUUUAUGAAAAAAAUAAAAAUAAAAAAACACUAAAACUGAGUUAUUUUCUAAAAAAAUACUUUUUUAUUUUUUGCCUGGGGUGUUUAGUACAAAUCAAUCUAGAUUAUGUUAUGAAAUAUCUAAAAUUUUGAAUUUUUUGCACUUAAUGGUUUUUAUAUAGCGACAGAUUUAAAAUUUACUAUACACUCGAGCCAUUAGAGGACAAAAACAUCCACUUUUAAAACAGCUUUAAAAAUGGUCCAGAUUAGGGCUGGGCGAUAUGGACCAAAACUUAUAUCUCGAUAUCUUUUAGCUGAAUUCCGAUACACGAUGUAUCUCAAUAUUUUUCCUCCUAACCCAAAAAAGUAUUGACUCAUAUCAGCGAUUAUACUGUAAUGACUCAGAGUCUCUGGUUGCUCAUUUAUGAGUAUUAUUUUCGGGCUACUGUCGCCUUACAAAGUCUUAACUUUUCUCUACAGAAUCGCUCGUAACGGAGUAUUUACUAGCAUAGCAAACCAGGGCGGAAAAAACCGGAACAUUUCUCACCCGUUGAGCUCGCCUUCAAAAUAAAACAGUAACCCUGUAGUUUACUAUUCAAACCCUUACAAUAUAUUUGAGGUAAUUUGGCCACUCCAGCUUUCCGUAGUUGGUUCUUCAUUACACAGGGGAGGGAGGGGUUUGGCUCAUCUCUCCGCACAAGCAGGAUGGAAAACCGAACUCCGUUGACGUUGAACGUCUCCAAAUAAUUAAAAACCAGGACGCCAAAUGCGAAGUUUAGAGCAGCACAUUUAGCGAGAAGGUUCUGGCUGCGGCCACUGUGGAGCUCCACCGUAACCGGAUACACGUGACCUCCACAGUAGCCGGAAGCACGUGACCUCCACAGUAGCCAUAAACACUCAUGGAUACCGCGGAUGUCUUACAAGUUGAUCGCAAAGGAAUCUUGCAGUGAAGCUCAUUCCCGGGCAGUGGUCAGAAAAAGAGCUUUGACUUGAAGGGUUUUCCAAGCCAAAACUACGGAGUUGACUGUGGGAUCUUCAUGCUGAUAUCUGCUCUGUACGUGGCACUGGAUGCACCAUUUGACUAUACUAUAUCAGACAUGCCCUACUUGCGUAAAUGGUGGUGCUUGCUGUUGAUGGAGAACUUUGAUCUCAGGAGCUCUGGCGAGCUAUUUGCACACUGGGGGGAGGAAGCCAAAGCUGUGCUUGAAGGACAACACGUGCCCAUUUUCAGACUGAAAAAGCGCAAGUUCCAGGAAGUCAGUCAGGAGCCAGCAGUUGUUGAAGAUCUGCGUCCUGCUGUGCAGUGGGUUGUCCAAAAUAAGGCACUUUUCCGUGGACUCGUAACAACGCCAACAUAUCUGUCCUUAAAUCAAGGGGACCAGCAGAGGGUCUUAAGAGACAUGUCAGAGGAAGAAGACACUGGAGCAAGGGACAUGUUCCUCUUUGUUUUUCAGUUUGCAGAGGACAUGGAGCUCUUUUUGAAAGCAUGUGCUGAUGAGCAGGGACUAAAGCCUGGUUCAUGCUUCUCCGUCAGCUCCGCAAGGGACAGACACGCACGGACUGACGGAGACAUUUUGCUCUCAUACUUCUCCGUCUCCUGGGGAGUGUUGCAAAGCAAUUGCCCGGCAGGACAGCAGAGGGCGUAGCGCUGUUCUGUGGUAUCCUGUCUUGUAUCGGUCCAGGGUCGUGUGUUUAUAUCGUGUUUUUUGUGUAUAUAAGAGACUUUUAACACGGACAUAUUUGUCUCUCAUCCUCCUCCACCUCUUCAUGCGCUCUCUACCCCUAAACCCACGUUUCCUGUCAUUUCCGUCCACAAAUAAAACGCUUGCUGCGCAUCUUUUCACUCCUCCAGUCACAGGAGGAUGAAACGUUCAUAUUUUUAGAGUUUUUUUGCGAGGUAUUCUUCAAGCUUCCCUGUGUCUGCCGCUAGUUAUCCUCGGCUCUCUUUGCAAUGGCGGCGCUGUAAACAACAGCGGCGUCCUGACCAAUCACAAGCUUGCGUAAUCUGUCUCGUUCGACGGGUGUUUAAAACAGUGGGCUCGACUCCGUACGUACUUGCGUGCCUGCCGGAGCCCUACGCAGGGACGGAUAAUGGCGUUGCGUGUCUCCGCAAUGACGCAGACGGAGAAGCAUAAAUCAGGCUUUAGGGUCAGUGCUAUGUUUGACAUGUAAUGGACAAAUGAAGGCACUGACUGUGUUUGUUUGUUUGUUUAUGUAGCGUUAUGAAUAUCCUAUUGUCUGCCCUUAACAGCUGCCCCUUCACACAGUAACAGGGUGCAUGAAUGAACAAGGUCGGGUGCUUGUUUCUAAAUGUUUACAUUCCAGGAAAGAAGACAGAAGAAGGAAGAAGAACGCUUUUCAUUAAUUAAUCAAAGACCUUUGUUUGUAAUAAAGCUAAUCAAAACAUAUGUUGAUCAGUAAUAAUCAGGUGACUGAUCUGUGAAAUCAAAAUGUCAGGAUUUAUGUGUUUAUUGAAUAACAGGAGGACUAACUAUGCCAGACAUUCUUACUCACAUAAGGUAAACACGUGAAACACGUGACACAUUGUUCGCUCAUUCCAGUCAGAACCUCCUUCUGUUGCGGGGCAGAGUUCUGGAGUGUUUACUGAAAUUGCCCACUCCGAUUUGCUAAGAUUUAUAAACAACUAAGUUAAUAAAAACAGAGCAACGCCAUUUUAAGUUCAGUUCCAUCUGAGUUUCCACCUCAGCCUCAUCGGAGUUACAUCAUAGACUCAACGUAGUUUCAACCAGCUCUCACAUCAUCAUCUCUAACGGAUUUACAGCCCGGCCAGCUGUAUCUUUAAGCUGAGAACUGUCAAGCUGGAAAAUCUGUCGUUUGAACAACAAGACGACGGUUCCUUCAAAAUAAAAGCUGAACGCGCUGAGAGCUGUCGCUACUGCCGGAGCUAUCCGUAGACUGGUUUGUCGUGCUCCAGAAGCUGUACCAUCAGUCCGAGCACCGAAGGAAGGUCCGAGUCGACCUGGCAUUCCGGAUCUGAACGCGGGAGACUCCAUACGGUACGUAGACACGGCACAAGAUAGCGUUUCAUGUCAUGAGCUUCUGAAGCCUCGUGGCUCCUAGUCAAAACAUCUGACACCAGAUCCGCCUGCCUCAGCUGGAGAUCCUGAACACACACACACACACACUUCAACAUUCAAAUCCAUACGCAUCCAUCAUAAGGAGUUAGUCCUGGAAUUGUUUGAAUUUAUAAUUAUAGAAAUUAAAGAUUCUUAAACGAU